Messenger RNA from Spodoptera exigua (beet armyworm), 584 nucleotides. The record is from the annotation of a GenBank genome assembly. NCBI's taxonomy places the organism in Eukaryota, Metazoa, Arthropoda, Insecta, Lepidoptera, Noctuidae.
AUGUUGCGAUUUAAUUCGACGCCAACGCCCUCUAGCCUCCCGUCUAUGCCCUGCGGCAGUACUAAGCUUAAUAACUUGUUCAUACUCGGAGCUACAACUCGUUUAAAAAUGCCGAUCUUAAAAAUAUUUACUAAUUUGCCUAAGAGCAAAAUUCCCGCUGACUUUGUCAACAAAAUUCUUCCUGUCCUGUCCCGAACAGUGAAGAAGCCUGAACACCUUUUCAUCUGCAUGGUGUCAAGUGACUGUUCGUUGUCCUUUGGAGGCAAUUCCACGUCCCCCAGCGCAUUGGCUACCCUGGAGUCCAUUGGCAACUUAGGAGUGGAAGAAAACCGAGUCAUUGCUAAGGAAGUCACUGAUUUCAUUGAGAAGGAACUUGGGAUUGCCAGAGAUCACUUCCUGAUGUCAUUCUAUGACAAGAGAGGCCGUGACAUCGCCAAGGGUGGAGUGACACGCUUCCCUGCCACGUAAACUGCCCACUUUUAAAUUUUAAUAAUAUAUUUUAUGUACAAUAAAAAUGUUAUAAUGUAAAUUUAUAUACUACGAUAAAUGAUAGCAGUUACAAGAACUUAGGCUAUUAUUAUUUU